Molecule: messenger RNA, 2552 nt
Organism: Cryptotermes secundus
Lineage: Eukaryota; Metazoa; Arthropoda; Insecta; Blattodea; Kalotermitidae
Gene: Mad1
Product: mitotic spindle assembly checkpoint protein MAD1
Exons: 13
Coding region: 102-2333 (743 amino acids)
Biological process (GO): attachment of mitotic spindle microtubules to kinetochore; mitotic spindle assembly checkpoint signaling
Cellular component (GO): kinetochore; mitotic spindle; nuclear envelope
Source: RefSeq, a predicted model, not a curated record
UGAAUAGGUGUUAGUUAUUGUGUUAUUCUCUGAUUUAGGGUUAGUGGUGACCGGUGGUGACGGUUUGUUUUGUAUUGUUUAAUGUCAAAACAACAUUAGAAAUGUCAAAAAAUCUAGAUAGGGAUGAUCCUACUUGUGUAAUUAAGAUGUUAGAUGAGUUCAGAUCAUGUAACCCGUCUGUGAACCUUUCUAAUCUUAUUGAUAAUAGAUCGAGAGCUGUGGUUCCAACAAAAUUACAGUUUGACGAGUCUACUGUGUCGAGUGAUAAUAAGAAAAGGAAAUUUACGGACAGUAAUGUUUCUGUCGGUUUGGGUGAAAUCUCGGCUGAUGAUUCAGAUUUGUCAGUGUUGGCUUCACCAUGGAAGACAAGGUGGAUGAAGGCAGAAUUGGCAGAAACAAAGGCUCAGAAGGCCAGCCUGGAAGAACGAAUACAAAAAUUGCAUUCUAUCAGGAUGGAGUUGGAGUUAAUGUUUGACAAUGAGAAAACAAGCCUCUUAAAGCAACAGGAGCGGGAUAGAGAAACAAUCAAGGCAUUGGAAGGCCGGGUUGCUGUACUGCGUAAACGAGAGGUGGAGAGCAGGGAUGAACUCUCUCAGUAUAAACAGUCUGCUGAAUCUUGUAAAUAUAAACUUGAGAAGAAGAUCCUCCUCCAGCUUCAAGAAGAAUAUGCCCGAUUCUUUCACCAGUUUAAACAGGUAAGAAUGGAGCUUACACAUAAGAAAUGUGCAGCUGGAGAACAACGAAUAUCAGAAUUGGAGGCAGAGUUAGCACUUUCAACUGAAGAGGCAACAUCACUCAAAGACUAUAUCAAAUUGCUUGAAGAGAAAGUAGUCAGAGUUACAAAUUUAAAGCAUCAAGUAGAACUCGAUGAACACCGCCUUACUCAGGCACAGCAACGGAUUAAGGAGUUGGAACUUGAGAAGGAGAAAGGAGAAGAAGCUAGAGAACUGCUGGAAAAACAGCAACAUAAUCUCAUGCGACUACCAGACCUGGAGCGGGAGGUGGCUUUGCUCCGAGAUGAAAAUAGGAACCUUAGAGAUGCAGUCCACAAUAAGCUUAUACUGGAGGAAGAGGUGAUGGACCUUCGAUCACGCCAGACAGGUUUUGAGGAGCGGGAACAGAAGUUAGCACAGCUAGAAGCCUCACAUGGACACUUGGAAUCAGUUCUAGAACGCUGGCGUCAACUUGCUCGUGACCACUGCCUUGGAGUCCCACCAGAGAAAGCCAUGGCAGGGCCAGAAUUACUUAGGAUGAGGAUUGAAACACUGCAACAGAAAGAGCUCUUACUUACUGCAGAUGUGGGGCACCUUGAUUCGAGGAUGAAGGCGACCCAGCAAGCCAAAUCCAAAGUUUCCAUGGAGCUGGGUAAAGCAACAAAGCAGAUAGAGGGCAUGCAAACAGUGAAUGAUGAUCAGAGCAAGCUUAUAAAACGCCUUCAGAAGAGGUUGCUUCUAGUCUCACGGGAAAGAGACAGCUAUCGGUCACAACUGGACCUGUACGAGAAGGAAUUAACAAUAACUUCUUCAUCAGGAUUUGUGAACUCUCAGCAGCAACAGCAGAAGUCACGAAUAGAGGCAUUGGAGAAGACAAUUGAAGGAUACCGUGAUCUGGUUGAGAAGUUAGAGGCGGAUCUAGAAAAAACAGUGAAAGGUUCAGGUGUCCAGUUCAGUGAAAGAAUCAGUAAGUUGGAGGAAGAGAUAAAUUCUCUGCAACAAGAGAAGGAACAUCUGAUGAAACGCAGGGACGAGCUGGAGGUGGAGCUGGAGUACAGGGCCCUGAAGGGUGAUUUCAAUCCUGUGAAGUCCAAGGUUUUGCACUUCAGGAUGAAUCCUGCAGCAGAAGCAGAAAUCCAACGUGAGGACAGGUUGACACGCCUUCAGCAAGAAUGUGAUAGGCUACAGGUGAGGGUGCGAGUUCUCGAAGAGGGACAGACACAGGACGUGACAGAGGCAGUCAAUUUGCACCUUGCUGCUUCCAACACACAAGAAGUUCAAGAUUUACAAAAGGAAAUCCAGUCUUAUGAAAUGAAACUCCAGAGGGUGAAAGAAAUUGUCAAAACUACAAUCCAGGAAUACCGAGAUGCUUGUUACAUGCUGCUUGGUUACAGGAUGGAUCGUGUCGAAUCUGGCCUCUGCCGUCUCUCCAGCAUGUAUGCUGAGUCUGAGGACGAUUACCUAGUGUUCAAGCUGAAUGAUAGCGGCCCAGAUUUGCUUGAGACGCCUUACUCCACCACUCUUGAACCAUUUAUUAAUCUGCAUCUGAAGCGUCAACAUUCACCUCCUAUGUUUCUGAGUGCUAUCACAAUGGAUCUGUUCAGUCAUCAGACAAAUUAGCUCAAGUGAUGGACAUAUUACAUUUAAUUAACAGCAGGAGUGCAUCGUGUGGGUUAUCUGCGGUACAGUCGGAGCUGAUCUUCUAGUUCUUCCAUGGAGUUUACAUGGAACUUAUCCUCUUGUUCUUUCAAUAACUGAAAAAUUGCCUCCAGUUGUUUCCUCUCUGUCCUGAAAGUGUUUAGCCAGAAUAUGAAUAUAUUACAUUUUGAUCUCUUUCAA